AUGGCUCAACCAUCGUCCCAUGUAACUCCACCUUUGAAAGAUGAGCUUGAUAUUGUUAUCCCAACUAUAAGAAACUUAGAUUUCUUGGAGAAGUGGAGACCUUUCUUUCAGCCAUACCACCUUAUCAUUGUUCAAGAUGGUGAUCCUAGCAAGAACAUCCUGGUCCCUGAUGGUUUUGAUUAUGAGCUUUAUAAUAGGAAUGAUGUGAAUAGGGUUCUUGGUCCUAAAGCUAAUUGUAUCUCCUUCAAAGAUUCUGCUUGUCGUUGCUUUGGUUUCUUGGUUUCCAAGAAGAAGUAUAUCUUCACCAUUGAUGAUGAUUGCUUUGUGGCUAGGGAUCCAAGUGGGAAGGAGAUCAAUGCAUUGGCUCAGCAUAUACAGAAUUUGCUGACACCUUCUACACCAUUUUUCUUCAAUACCCUUUAUGAUCCGUUUAGAGAAGGUGUUGAUUUUGUGAGAGGAUACCCUUUUAGCCUGAGAGGAGGUGUGCCUACUGCUAUCUCUCAUGGACUUUGGCUUAACAUUCCUGAUUAUGAUGCCCCAACUCAGCUUGUCAAGCCCCUUGAACGUAACACUAGGUAUGUGGAUGCUGUUUUGACAAUCCCAAAAGGCACCUUAUUCCCAAUGUGUGGAAUGAACCUUGCUUUCGACAGGGAAUUGAUUGGCCCUGCAAUGUACUUUGGACUCAUGGGUGAAGGUCAACCCAUUGGAAGAUAUGAUGAUAUGUGGGCUGGCUGGUGUGCCAAGGUAAUCUGUGAUCAUUUGAGUCUUGGGGUUAAGACAGGGCUACCAUAUAUUUGGCAUAGCAAGGCAAGCAAUCCAUUUGUGAAUUUGAAGAAGGAAUACAAAGGCAUAUACUGGCAGGAAGACAUCAUCCCAUUCUUCCAAUCUGUUGUCCUGCCAAAAGAGUGCACGACCGUGCAGCAAUGCUACCUUGAGCUUUCCAAACUGGUCAAGGAAAAGCUUGGUCCUAUUGAUCCUUACUUUCAGAAACUUGGUGAUGCCAUGGUUACCUGGAUUCAAGCAUGGGACGAGCAGAACUCACCAGCACAAAAAGCUGAAGCUCCGGUCGCUGGCGUUAAGAAAAACUGA
This is a messenger RNA of Dovyalis caffra, 1089 nucleotides long. The record is from the annotation of a GenBank genome assembly. Lineage: Eukaryota; Viridiplantae; Streptophyta; Magnoliopsida; Malpighiales; Salicaceae.